Messenger RNA from Megachile rotundata (alfalfa leafcutting bee), 4074 nucleotides. It is a transcript of the gene btz, whose product is annotated as CASC3 exon junction complex subunit. Gene Ontology annotation, cellular component: exon-exon junction complex. NCBI's taxonomy places the organism in Eukaryota, Metazoa, Arthropoda, Insecta, Hymenoptera, Megachilidae. Gene Ontology annotation, biological process: mRNA processing. The record is from RefSeq and is a predicted model, not a curated record. Gene Ontology annotation, molecular function: mRNA binding.
UCAAAAAGUUUACAGGUGGCGUCGACAAUACGUAAAAAUUCGAAUUCUCGCGGCAACUAUUUUAUAUUUAUGAAUUUUAUUUGAACGUAACGAGUAACUCUUUCUUAAAUAGGUUAAUUAAUUCGUAAGGGAGCGAUGUAAUUCGUAUAUAUUUAUGUAUAAAAUGCUCGUAAUGUAAACUAACGUUAGUCGAAUACGUUCAAAGAGAAGGGACUUGCUGUUCGAAAGUUUAUAGAACCGCCAUUGCUACCAAGUAAUCUGACAGUAAUCCGAUGAAAUCGUUUCUACCGCUAAAAAUUUUGUGAGUCUGGUGUGCCUUCUCGAUAGUAGUACGUCUAGUCAGUGAUUUGUGACCGAGAAUCGUGAUCGGGAACCCGUUGAAGUAGAAACAGUCACCAACUAGUUCGACCUUAAAAGUCAUCUGGCAUUGAUCGUUUAUGUUCACAUUUUACGGAAUAAAAUCUGUGAUAAUUCUCGAACUGGUACUUUUAACUAGAAAAGCAUGUCGGACACAAGACGACGUCGAAAAUCUAAUCAGUCCUGUGGUUCCGAUGACCUCUCGGACUCUGGCGAAGAGUUAAAUGCAACGAAAGAAACCCAGAGCAGCGAACAAACUGAUGGUCAUCAAGAUUCAGAAUGUGACAUUUAUCCAUCUGAUUCUGAUGCCGAAUCUCAAGAUGGUGCAUUACGAGAAAGUGGAGAUGGACAAGAAGAAGAAAAACCACAAAAAAAAUUAGAUGAUGAUGAAGACAGACGUAAUCCACAAUAUAUUCCUAAAAGAGGAACAUUUUAUGAACACGAUGAUAGAACUACAGAUGAAGUAACAGAUAAUACUGCAGAGCCACAAACUGAAAGAGAAACCAAAGAAAAAAAAGUAUGGAAAGAUAAAGAGGAUAGGUGGGAUCAUGAUCGAUACAAUGACGAGGAACAAGCACCAAAGAGUCAUGAAGAAUUAAUAGCAGUUUAUGGUUAUGACAUAAGAAAUGAAGAAGGUCCACCUAGAGCUAGAAGAAGAAGAAGAUAUGGCCGUGGUCCAAAUAAGUAUACUCGUAAUUGGGAAGAUGAAGAUGCAUAUGGAAAAGCUGGAACUAAUGUCUCUAAUAAAAAUAAAAAAUUCAAUAGAAGCGGUGAAGAUUUCCCUGCUCUGGGAACUACCAAAAAUGCUCCUGUGCCUGUAGAUGAACCAGUGAUUUCGUCGGCUUGGUACAGUAGUAAAAAUAAAUCACAAACUAAAGUACAAAAUUUUCCACCUCUACAAGCUCAGAAUGAUAGCCCAAAAACAAAGUCUAGCAAUACAUCUAAUACUCACACAAAUGAAAAUAAAGCUCCUAAUGAACCGACCAAUCCAGCUUGGAAAAAGGAUACCAAGAAUUCUUCUUACAGUCAAAGUAGUAAUGGAAACAGUGGAGCAGGCGGUGACGCGGAUAAGUUAGUCAGUACAAAAAUAUCACCCAGAGAUAACAACAAGAGGAACGUUCAAGAGUCUGUAAGCUUGGCGGCGAGUAGAACUCGCGGACGAGGAUUCAGAACAAAUGCUAAUAACAAUAUGGUCACUAAUAGAACAGUUGAGACAAAACCAAAAGGACGUGGAGCAGGUCCGAUUUCUGCCGAGAAUAAGAGAAACAAUGCUAUUCAAAAUGAUGAUGAACAACAAGUUUCCCAUGACAUGAAACACCUUAACCUUCAUGAUGGUACGCAAUAUCAUCAAGGUGGGAGACACAAUAAAAACUUUUAUGGACAGUCUUCCAAUCAACAGAGAUCAGGAGCAGUACCUCCAAGAAUGCAACAGCAGUCUCAUUCACAGCAACAACCACAACAACAACAAUCGUCGCAACAACAAUCAACUCAGCAACAGCAAGACGGUUCCGCUAAUAGACCCAAACGUUAUUCUAGCUUACGACAACGUCCUACCGCUUCCGAAAAUCCGGGACAACAAAAUUAUCCAUCACAACACGGACAACAUGGACAGCAUAAUCAGCAUAAUCAACAUAGUCAGCAUAAUCAACACAAUCAACAUAAUCAACAUGGAUAUUUCCCUCCUCAAGGAUAUCCACAGGGUCAUUUUGAACAAUCUACGCCUGUUCCUGGCGCAGCUGCACCAAUGGCUGGUCAACCUGUUAUUCCUUUACCGCCGAAUGGUCAACCUGCAAGUUACGCUCCACCACCUUUUUUGGUACCGCCACCACAAUUUAUUCCUCCGCAGACUGCUCCACCUAGUAUAAUUAAUUAUGUUCCGGGUCCAAAUGGACCAGCAUUUCCACCAAAUUUCCAAGGUUAUCAAGGAUAUAGUCCUCCAGUACAGCCACAGCGUCCACCGCCACCACAAGAACUAUUUCAGCCACAAGGUUGCACUUACUAUAGCCCAGCACAGCAACAACAACAGCAGCAACAAUCUGCUCCGAUUAGACGACCAAAGGCAGCUAUUCCAAUUCUUCCUCCGCCGGAAAAUCAACAUCAUCAAACCGGUAGAGGAAGGGGCAGGAGCACGCAACAGGCACAGAAUAAUCAAGUGGGUAAUAUGCAACAGACUGAUCAGGAAGUUAAGACUAACUUGGUGGAAGGUGAUCAGAAACCCGUGUCAGAACAAUUUGAUAACGUCCAAUCAGAGCAAAUUAUAGAUUCCGAAGAAAUACAGAAAAAUGAUGAUUUAAGUGAAGUAACGGAUACUAUGGUUGAAAGCAAAGAAAAAGAUAUUGAAAAUGUUGAUAUAGAUAUACCAGUGGACUCUGAAGGUGUUAUAACUGACCAAGUAGACGGGACAAGUGAUAACGAUUCAUUAAAAGUUACUGUAAAUGAUCAGAAUAUUAUUCCGCUUAUGUCUGCGCAAGCAGUCGCGGAAGAGACUGAAAACGAUUCGAGUAAAAUCGAAAGCGCUACGUUGGGAAGUACAGUUCUCGAAGAAGCAGCAGCUUGAAAAAAUAUUACACGAUCUUUAACAUUUUUUUAUGAAAGACGUAAUUGUGAAUGUUCUGACUAUGAGUAUACAUAUAUUAUAAAAAUACUGUGUAAUUUUAUUGGAGUUAUUACGCAGUUUGUAUAGUAAAUUGGUAUUCACAGCUUGCUGGUGAAAUACCGUAGGAAUUGGAUGUGUGCGUAUCUAAUACAUAUUUCAAACGAUUUUAUCUAACUCCAGCAUAUUGUACAUUUCGUAGUUCACAUUUGUAUCAAUGUUUCACUACGAACUCAUCGAUCUGCUGCUAUUAUUAAAUUACAUCCUUCUAUAUUGUUAAAUUACUUUCAUAUAUAAAAUCUACUAAUAAAUAAUUAUUAGUAGGCAGAACUAGUGUUAAAUGUAUUCUCGUAUAUCGACUAUUAACGCAUGCAGCAUUGACUGGUUAAUAAAUCGAUAUCGUUUUAAUACAAUGGCUAUUGUAAAUAGAUCAUAGUCGAGUCAGUAACCUCAGUAUGUAUUAUGUCUUUUAUGUACAAACAUGCUUCUAUACUGCUACUCAUUAACCAUUUGGCGCGUAUUUUUUUUAACGUGAUUCCAGAAAUGUAUUUUUGCUUUCACUCAAAUUCGAGAAUCAUCGUAAUUUUUAUGUGUCAUGCACAUAAAAGUUUAUUUAAUAUUUAAAUAAAUAUUAAAAAAAAAUAUAUAUAUAUAGUAAAUAUAGUUACUUAAAUAGUUUAGUUUUUUAAAAGUUUUUAAACGUUUUUUCUGUACACGCUGUAUGGUUAUACUGUUCAAACAAAUACAUAUUCUGCAAAAGAAACGAUUGUUGUUUAUCUUUUCUUAAAGAAUUAACAUUUGCGCCGAAGGGUUGAACAAAUGGUAAAUGAACGAAGUAUGUUUAUUAGGUAAAUAAAAAACACUACUUAACGCUUUAAUUUUACUUACAUUAUGAUAGUAAAAAAAUUUUUUAUCUGCUUAUAUCGUUACAUAAUUUAGUACAUCGUAAAGUUUAGAUAAGGUAAAAGUAAUACUAACUAUUAAUCUUGUCAUUGAUUACUUUUAAUCACGUUUUUGUAAAACUUGCGAGCAGAUGCAACCAUGAUCAAUUUUUUUAAUACGCUUGCAGUGAUAUGCGUUGUUAUUGGCAAGGUGGAAAAGAAAGAUAAUAUAUUGAUAAUUCA